AUGGACGAGAAUCGUGUAGAUGAAGUUUCUGUUGGUUCCGUAGAUGCUCAACAACUCCUGCAAAUUGCAACAUCUUCUGGCAAUGCAAUAGAAGGCGGAUAUCAGCUAGAAACCUCUAUUUCCACCAAUAGUGGCAACAAUGAACAAGAAGAAGGUGUGACAUCAAACAGGUCCGAGUCAGACUACACUAGUUUGGGGUUGGCAUUCAAAACCAUUGAGGAAACAAAACAAUUCUACAAGAACUAUGCUCGCGAUCUUGGCUUCAGCGUGAGGGACAUGGGAGCUGUCAAACGUUCCACAAAAAGACAGCCAACCAAAACAACACGAUAUGCUAGGUAUUGCUGCAUCAAAGAAGGAUACAGACCACAAGCAAGUCAAAUCCCAAGAAUAAAGGAUCAAUCGAUGUCAAGGCUUAUCAACGUGCUGUACCAGAAACUAGAGUUGGCUGCCCAGCUAUAA
Messenger RNA from Linum trigynum, 459 nucleotides. The record is from the annotation of a GenBank genome assembly. NCBI's taxonomy places the organism in Eukaryota, Viridiplantae, Streptophyta, Magnoliopsida, Malpighiales, Linaceae.